AAUAAUUAGUAGCAUUGUGUGGACGAGUUGUGAGGUUGUCUAUCCGGCCCAAUUUGUCCGGCACACUUACAAGUGCAGACGCGUCCAGGAACGCAGACUUUGUUCGGGGUAUCGUAAUCGUUACAACGUUGAUUUCCUUUCGGUGGUCACGCUGCACCACCACGGGCCCUGUAGCUUUCUGAUACGGGAUACUGCACGCCGAUUGACGCGGGACACUCUCGUUCAACCGCAGAAUGGGACGAAGGCUGUUCUUGUUGUUUUUGUUCCUCGUCUUGGUCGGGGGAUGUUUCUGUGGUGUUGCAGGGACGCGUGUCAAUUGUCCGCAUGAUGAGCAGACCCUGCUUCGAUGGAGCGAUCCGUUGACAUGGACAAAUAAUGGAAAUAAAGUUCCUGCUGCAGAUACCGUUGCCGUAGUUGACCGACCCGUCCUCUUGGACACCAAUCUACCAACGCUAAAGGGAAUUCAUAUUAUCAGAGGAGGGAGGCUCGUCUUCAAGCCGGAGGUGGAGAUGAAGCUGAGAGUUGGCUUCAUCCGGAUUGAAGGAGAGAUGGUGGUCGGCUCACACGAGUGUCCGUAUGAAGGCCUUCUUAAUAUUACGUUGACUGGGAGAAGAGGGGACAUAGAUAUUUCAAGGUUGUCUGACUUCCAUGCUAAGGAUAUGGGCGAGAAGUAUAUUGGUGUGGAUGCAGGAGGUUCGCUGCAGAUCCAUGGCGUAAAGAGGCGCUCCUGGACCAAACUGAAUGCUACAGCCUAUCCGCAGGAUGCCAAGCAGAAGAAACAAGUUGUUUGGGACCAUCAGGCCAUGAAGACGGCAGGGCGACACCAGUAUGAGGACAGAGAUGGUAUCAAUGUCUACAUCUUCUCCCCUCAAGGCGAGGUGGUCACUUUUGAGAACUUCAGGACAAAUAAAUACGUCAAGAAGUUUGAGAGGCGCCUUCGUCCUAUUAGGAAAUUCUUCAAUUUCCUAAGAGACGUACAAGACAGCAAUUACGUGAUGAUAGCGGUUAGGCGACAACUGAUCCCGACUGGGGAGAGUAUGGAUGACAUGUCCCCAUACCAUGAUAUCUUCGAAGCUGUCGAGAGGUUGCUCGGAGGAAACCGACGAACUGAGCUAAGAAAGUUCCAGCCCGGAAGCAGUUACGUACUUUUUGCCAAGAAAGGCAAACCAACGAUGUCGAGCGAAAAGCUGGUUCAGCGACAACGAGGGGUGAGACUGGCGAAGACCGAUCCAGCCACCAGCCUUGACUUCAUAGUAUCGAUGGCCGACAACGGACGCAAGUGUGACUUCGUAGUUCUAAAGGAACGCAGCGGAGGACAGCAGUUGACGCUCACACACGAUGUGUCCUCAUGGCGUCCAGGUGAUCGUGUUGUUGUCUUCUCCACCGACUAUGAUUGGGAACAAGCGGAGGAAGCCAAACUGUUACAAUGCCGCCAUUGCAAGGGCAACCAGAUCUUAAUUGAUAAGCCUCUGAAAUACAUCCAUUGGGGUCAGAUUGAAGAUGGUGUCGAUGAGCGAGGGGAAGUUGCGCUACUCACACGAGAUAUCGUGAUACAGGGCGAUAUGCAACGUGAUUGUCCGAGGUCGAAUGGAAAUUGUGGAGAAUGUCCUGCGUCGAAUCCCUACUGCGGGAAGUACGAGUAUGAUACGUUUGGUGGCCACAUCAUUAUUCUGAAGGGAUUCAAGAACGUUACCAUAGAGGGUGCCGAACUUUAUCACAUGGGACAGCAGACUGAUCUUGGGCGUUAUCCGAUCCAUUUCCACAUGGCCGGCAACGUCUCCGGCAUAGCAAGUGUGGUGGGAAACUCCGUUCAUCAUACCUUCAGCCGCUGUGUUGUGGUGCACGCCAGCCAUCAUCUGUGGGUAGAAGACAACGUCUGCUACGACCAUCUCGGCCACGGGUAUUACAUAGAGGAUGGAGGGGAGAAGAAUACCGUCUUCAAAGGCAACCUUGGUGGAGGGACCAAGCCAUCCAACUUAACCUCCUCUGAUUCUACCCCAGGCACGUUUUGGAUUACAUCCCCGUUGUCUUCUCUACUGAAUAACGUCGCCGCUGGCGGAACGCGUGUUGGUUUCUGGUUCAUUUUCCCCAACCAACCGAUGGGACCUUCUCAAGAUCUCGGCCUCUUCAAAUGGCAAGAAGCGAAAGAGAAACCCCUGACUUUGUUCUGCAAUAACGUGGCUCACUCUUACGGAAGGGCCGGUUUGUUUCUGGGUAACAGCUUCACGAAUGACAGUCGUGUCACGGGCUGUACCAGUCAGUACGCUCCUAACAUCAACGGAACCAUCGCGCAAGUCAUUCUCCGACGAUUCACUGGUUAUAAGAAUGUUCAACAGAAUGCCUGGAUAGUUGGCGGGGCAGUGCGAAUGGACCGAGCUUCAAUGGCUGACAGUGCAAUCCAGGUCUUCUUCAAUGAUCGGGCCUUUGGUCGUCAAAAGCUGACGAACUCCAUUCUUGUUGGAGAGACCAGAAACAAAGGAUCAAUUCCAUCACGAAAAAGGCGGACCCUGGUGAAACACUACAAACGCGGGGUGACGUUUAACGGAAGGUUGGAUGUCAAUGGAGUUUGGUUCAAGAACUUCAAGGGUCGACAAUCUGGAGCCAUCAGUUUCCUCACCAGCAACAUCAAGAUAGGAGCGACGUUUAAUGACACGAAAUGGGGUUUUGCGGAAUCGUAUGGGCAAGCUGCACCUUUCAAGCGUGUGUAUGCUCCUUACAUCCCGAAGAAGUCAAAGGUCCGUACUGCCACCUUCGAGGACCUGGACGGAUCCGUCACUGGCGUUCCGCACACACAAGUCAUGAACCCCACCCAGUUUGUUGGGACAUCACACCAGUGUACAACAAGGAGAAGCUGGAACAUGGCCAUUUGCGCAAAACCUUCGGACUAUUCCGUAGUCUUCUUCAAAUUCCGCAACGGUUUUGCCACUGCGAUUCAGGAGUUGACCAGCAUAGAUAACAUGGAUCGGAGGCACCAGGGAGGGGGGAAAGAGGGAUCGUUUUUGGUCAAGAAGGAAGGCAUUUAUAUUAUUGAUUACUGGCAUUCGAGCAUUAGAGAGAAGCACUUGUACACUGAAAAAGGAUUGCUGGUGCAGGCGACCGGUUUGCGAAUAGGGGAUUCUAUCAGUAUUGGACUAUGCCUGCCUGCGGAUAUGAGUUUCACGUUCCCGUCAAGUAAACCGCGUAUGAACACUUGGGAAGAAUUCAAAAAUGAGACGAAAAGACCAGUUAUUUAUUUCAACGAUGUCCACAGAAUACUCUUUAUGAAGUUUUUCGGGCGUAAGGAGGGCGUGACGAAACGUGAAAUAUACAGGCAGGAAAAAGCAAGCAAACUACCACUCAAUGUUUUCACACCUAGAGGGGUAAGGGAAUUUACAGCAGACUGCAAGGCAGCCGCGAGGAUGUACGAAGAACCUGCUGACUCAACAAAGGAUAUGAUUGAUUCGCUGCCACCCCAGAUACCUACACUACCAAAAACGGACCAGUACCCUCCCAAGAAUUUUGGAGCGAGCGAAACCACCAAUCUCAACCUUAAUGAUAACCCAGAUUAUUGAGGGAAAGCCGAGGCAAUUCGGAAUGAACGGCAUGUUAUCAUUAUUACUUGAUACUUACAGUCAUGUACUUAUUGGGCAUGAAGAGACUGAACAUGACAAAGGAGUAUAUAUAUUAUAUAUUGGGACAGUGGGUACGUUUCAAGAAGCAGAGAAUUUUACGAUUCACCAGCAGUGCAUGGUAUUAGUUGAACGAGUCGUUUCAUUUGAUAAUAACGGUUUAUAUUUUUAUAUGUUUAGAGCUAUUGGACAAUCAUUUGUACAUUGCAUUUAAAUGUAUAUAUGCCUUUUCUCUCAUCUCUUUUCUCUGUGCUAUGUUCGUAAAGUGUCACAUCCCCAAAAACUUGAGACCCAGGAAUGAUACAUUAUUCUUGAUGCCGGAAAAGGGGAGUUGUUAAAGCAGGCAUUGUUGUAACAAUAAAAUGAUUUUGUAAACAUUGCUUUACAUU
Messenger RNA from Lineus longissimus, 3997 nucleotides. RefSeq names its product cell surface hyaluronidase-like. The transcript is spliced from 23 exons. Bases 234 to 3551 code for a protein of 1105 amino acids. NCBI's taxonomy places the organism in Eukaryota, Metazoa, Nemertea, Pilidiophora, Heteronemertea, Lineidae. The record is from RefSeq and is a predicted model, not a curated record.